Triticum dicoccoides is the source of this 3360-nucleotide messenger RNA. RefSeq names its product disease resistance protein PIK5-NP-like. The transcript is spliced from 3 exons. Gene Ontology annotation, molecular function: protein binding; ADP binding. Bases 121 to 3360 code for a protein of 1079 amino acids. Lineage: Eukaryota; Viridiplantae; Streptophyta; Magnoliopsida; Poales; Poaceae. The record is from RefSeq and is a predicted model, not a curated record. Gene Ontology annotation, biological process: defense response to other organism.
GGUAGACACAGUUCGCAAGGACGGCUGCCGGACCGACGUCGGCUUCGACACACACACACACAUAGAUGUUCUUUGGCGGAGGCGCUCCAUUGCAUACAGCCUGCACGGCCUAGCUGAGCCAUGGAGGGAGCUCCCGUGACAGCAGCCACGGGGGCCUUGGGGCCCGUCGUGGCCAAGUUGGGUGCUUUGCUGGGCAGUGAGUACAAGCUUCGGCGCCAGACUCGGAAGGACGUCAGGUUCAUCAAAUCCAAGCUCAAGUCUAUGCACUCUAUUCUUUGGGCGACAUGGGAGAAGGAGGUUCUCCAUGCGGAAUCCAAGGACUUGAAGAAGGAAGCGCUGGACCUCGCCGACGACAUGCACGACGUUGUCGACGACUUCAUCCUCACCAUGGAGCGCAGCCGCAGAAGCAAGAACCUUAUGGUGCAGAGCAAGAUCAAAGCUAGCCCCUUCCAUGAUUUCAGGGCAAGAGUAGAUGAUGUGUCCGCCCGGUGCCGCAGCAAGUGGAAGUCGGACAAGAAGAAGUCUGCUCAACCCAUCUCCAGCUUAUUUUCAAGAAAGGCCGCCAAAUCCAGUACCCCCAGCAAACCGCCUCCUCUUCAAGCUCCAUUUGUCAGCAAGGAUGCGUCAAAGCUCGUUGGUAUGUGCAAAUGGAGGGAUGACCUCAACAAAUACCUGGCGAUUGAAAAUCGGUUCCAGUCCCGGGCUUUUGUGUCCGUCACUCCAACUCCCAACAUGAAGGAGGUUCUCACAAGCAUUCUCCAACAAGUAGGAGCUCAACCACCUGCUGGCAACCAAGCAAGGUCGGAGGAACAUAUCAUCCACGCCAUAUCGAAUUUCCUACAGGACAAAAGGUACCUAGUAAUAAUUGAUGACAUAUGGCAUCGUGGAGAAUGGGACAUCAUCAGGAGGUCUUUUCCAGAAAAUAAUCUUGGUAGUAGAAUUGUCAUCACAACUCGUAAUGCUUCUCUACUACAAGGAGAUGAUUUGGAAAACAGCAAGCUCAACAUCAGAAUGAAUACUGAAUGGGAUAUAUGGACACGAAAAUGGCUCUAUGGACCUGACAAGGAAGAUGUCGCUGCUCAGAUGAAGCCUGACAUGGGUGGAAAAGGUUUCGACUGUGACCAUCCUAUUGUGCGCAUGUGUGGUGGUGUGCCGUUAGCACUACUUUGCAUGUUUUCAGCAAUGGCAAUUGUCAGAGAGCAACAAGAAAAACUAGGGGUACAUGUAAAGGAACCUGAUGUGCAAGAUAUGAUUGAGAAGCAGCUUAAGCAAAGCGGAAUUCAGAACACUCCAGGGUUUGGACCAUUGGUAGAGAGUUUGCAGCUUGGCUACGCCGAUCUUCCUCACCAUAUGUUGAAGACCUGCUUGUUGUACUGCAGUAUAUACCCUGAGAAUUACCCUUUUCACAUGAAUGAUUUGGUCAUGAGAUGGGCCGCUGAAGGAUUUAUUUGUAAAGAGGACACAGGAAAAGGUUAUUUCGAAGAGCUUUGCAAUAGGGGAUUUAUGCUGCAUUUGCAACAGAGUCUGUUUGGCAUGCCCUGCUAUCAAAUGAAUCCGAUGAUGUGGAAUUUCCUUAGAUGGAAAUCGCGUGAAGAUAAUUUCAUUACUUGCAGUUCUGACAUCACAUUGGCAUAUGCAUGUCGAAUCCAUAGGCUAUGUAUGGAUGAUUAUCUAAUUGUUGACAGUGCGGUGGAGGUGGUGGAUGCCUUGUUGGAACUGGAUUGGUCCCAGAUUCGAUCUCUUGUUGUUUUUGAAGGUGCUAAAAGAUAUGUCCCUUUUGAGAAGUUGGAACGUGUGCGGGUGUUGGAUCUUCAAUAUCAUCAGCAAUAUCUUGUAUUUGAAAAGAAUCGUUCGGUUUUUGUGUGGGGUGUUGAAGUCAGAAAGGCUCUUGGGAAUCAUCAUGUGAAGGAUAUAUGUGGACUGCUCUCUGUGAGGCACAUAUUCGGCCUAGAAGGGACCGAAAUCGGUGAGAUACCAUCGGAAAUAGCAAGGCUGCAGCAUCUGGAGACUUUGCAGGUAAGAUUCACAUGGAUCACAGAGUUACCCUGUGAGAUUGGGGACCUACAACAGUUGAAGACUCUGGACGUGAGUCGCAACACUAAGCUGGCAAAGCUGCCUAGGGAGAUAGGGGAUCUGCAGCAUUUAGAGACUCUGGACCUGAGCUGUAACAGGUUGACGGGGCUGCCACGUGAGAUCGGGAACCUCCAGAAUUUGGAGAAUCUGUACCUGAAUGCGACCAUGCUGGAAGAACUACCUCCGGAGACAUGGAAGUUGCAGCAUUUGAAAGCACUGGAGGUGGGCUGGGCCAGGAUCAAAAGGCUAGGCAGUGAAAUCGGGGAGCUGCAACAUUUAGAGACCUUGGACCUGAGUCACAACACAGAGCUCACACAGCUGCCUCAUGAGAUGUGGAAACUGCAGAAUUUGAAGCGGCUGCUCUUGAAUGGUACAGGGGUGACGAAGAUACCAAGGGAAAUUGGAGGGCUCAAGAAGCUAGAAAUUUUGGAAUUAGACGAUGCCGUCGGUGCACUGCCUUGGGAAGCUAGUCAGCUCUUGAAAUUGGAGGGGGUGCCCGAGUGUGUCCGCCAAGCCUUGAAGAAGAGUGAUCUUGUGUCUGAGUUAGCCAAGGAGAUGCUGUCCGUUCGGCUGGUUAAUCAGGCCACUGAUAGCGGGGGCCUAAUUGUUGGCACAAAACACAUGCAGAUUCCACGGUGGAUCAAGGAUCACUUCAACGACCUUGGCUCCUUGGAUAUCAGGAUCUGCAAGCUAGAGGAGAAGGAUCUCAAGAUUCUGCGGGAGAUGCCCAACCUGUACGAUCUGAAGCUAAGGCUGGAGGUGGUCCCGAGAGAUCCCAUAGCCAUCAGUGGUGAAGGGUUCACGAGGCUCUACAAACUCCUUGUUGACAGCCGGUGCAUGCCAUGGUUUACCUUCCAGGAAGGAGCGAUGCCGGUGUUGUUUAUACUUGUUUUCGAGUUCCAGUUCUAUGGUGGCCCACCCCCACCUGCAAAUAAAGGCCCUCAACUGGGUGUCAGACACCUCCCGUGCCUCUGGUUGGUCUCCUUUAAAUGCAGCCAGGAAUGGUAUGGAGGAGCAGCAGAGAGCAGCCCGUGCAUGAGCGCCAUGAUUGACAUGGUGAGGAAAGAAGCCCAGGAGCAUCCCGACCGGAUGAUGUUUGACGUCUCUGGCCGCGGGCUUGAGGAAUUUCCAGCCAAGGAAAGCUUGGCGCGGGAGGUUUCCAUCAGCAGUCGGACUGGCGCCGAGUCUUUUCCAGAGAAGAAUAAUGCACAGGAGGUUUCCAGCAGCAGUGCGACGGGGGAGAUCAAGAAGGAUGAGGAGGAGAUCCUGGAAGCAGCAGCAGCGUGA